AUGUCGACCGAUAUUAUAACCAGAGGCGAGAUGGACAAGCUCCGCGAGAAGGAGGUUGCUCAACCUUGGCAAGUGAUGGAUGGUUAUGAGUUUGUUAUCCCUGAAAAUUGGGAGACUAAUUUCGAAUGGAUGGGUGUUCUUUCCGUAGCACCGGCUUGCAUUCAGCUGCUGGCCAUGUGUGCUGCCGUCGCCGCAAGACCUGAAGCCUCAGGAUUAGAGCUAUAUCAUAAUCCGGACUUUCAGAACGAUUCUCUUCAAGGCGCCCUGGUUCAAGUUGGUAACGUUGGUCGAACUGCUUUUGGCAAUGCUUUCGAGCACAUGGAAAAUAUCCACCAGAAAUCUGACGCCGUCGAGGAUCUGACACUCUCCCGUCAGAAUACCAACGUAGGAGUAGAGCUAAAGACGCUUAAGGAAUUGUCUGAAAAUUGCCUCAAAUCUGCUGAAGGGAUGCUCAAGGACUUUGUGAACUGGGAAGGGAUUGUCAAGGACCUUCAUCAGGCAUGUGAAGACCGAGACCAGGGAGCCACGCGAGCCAUUCUGGAAAACGAGAAGGAAGCCAUUCUAAAUAAAGCACGCAAAGAGCACUACGAGAGAGAGGAGGCCCGGAUGAAGUUAGAGCUGGAAAGCAAGAAGGAAGAAGUUGCUGAAUUGAAAGAAAGUCUCGACAGAGAAUUGAAAGAUUUUCCUCGUGGUACUAAUAUUUGCUCACAGUAUGAACUUGCAAAGAUGGACAUCUUCAAAAGUCUCGCUGACAGUGUGACUGGACUUUUCACGGCACUGGGCAAUGUUGGGUCUGCAGUUGCGAUGGUCAAAAGUGGUGCCGUCUUUGCCCAUGCUGCCAACGGAUUUCUGGAUGCUGCUAAUUCCUUGAGCCAGAUACAGGCAGAAAAGGAUGACAAGGAAGAAACCAAGGCUAAGAGUAGUCUUGGGGACGAAAAAGCCCAUCUUCAAGCUGGAUUGAUUAGGAAUGCCCUGGAACAGCUUGAAGGUCUUUUAAAAGGCGACGACAAGGAUGGGAUCCAAUGGAACUUGGUAACUGGCGUGGGAGACAGUGAAAAGGCUGCAGCGCGAGACGGGAGACAGUGGGACUUGGUGAUUGUGAAUAAAAUGCUCAACAUGAACAGCGAAAUCUUGAAAAAAUCAAGUGAUAAGAAAAACUCUAAGACAGGAAAGAAAUUGCUUCGUGCAAUUGAUACAGUGGAUCCGGUACUUGACGACCUCGAAAAAUUGGCCAGAAGUGCAAAGACGGUGGGCAAGGACUGGGAGCAGCCCACGGAAAAGCAAAUUAAGAAGUGGCUUGAUAUAGUGGAAGAAGGUUUGGCCGCUGUCCAGAAGAUUGAAGUCGCCCGGAAAGGAUCCAAACAAGCCUCUCGGCCCGCUAUGUCCCCAGUUAACCUGGCUCUCGCAUCGCCACCUGCCGUAGCCGGACAGAGUGUGAGUCAACAUGUCGUGUCGGCCCAUCGCUUCUUGGUAGAGACCGCAAGAGAGGGGCACACAACCGCCAAAAUCGCGCUCGAUCAAAUGAAGAGAGACCUUGCAGAACUGCAAUCCAACGUCAGCGAGAUCACAUCCAAGGGGCAGAAUCUUGCCGGAACAAAAUUGACACUGAAAGAUAUUAAGGAAGUCCUGAACGACUGCAUAGACUACGUCAUAACGUUGAAGGAUCACAUUACGCGCAUGCUGAUCUUUUUCCGCACGUUCAAAACCAGAGUGGACACUGUGAUGAUGUCCCAAAUUUCACCAUUCACAGGGAGGGUCGAGCAUAUCAUCGAUAAUCACAAAUUGAUGUUCGAUCUCAUCCUUCUGCAAACAAACGCAAUUCAAAUAUGGGCCAGUUUCGAGCAAUUCAAAGAUAUUGCCAAAAUGUACAAGGACAUUUACACCCCUCAUCUGAUCGAUGGUCUUCAUAUCGUCGAUCUCAUGACCCGACUACCAGAGGGGUCGGAUUUUGCUAGUCAGUUGGGCAAGAUCGAGGAUUGGAAGAAGGGUGUUCAAGGCCAAGUGGACCAAAUUGUUGAGAAGCAAAUAACCGAUGUCAAGAGAAAGCUGAAUACGGAGGAAAAAGAAUUGCUCGAGAGUCGAUUCAAGUUCCCGGACCCUCCCAAACGACAGCAGCUGGCAAUUCAACAAGGGGCCGACGAAGCCAGAAAAGAGAUCGAUUCUAGGAUCGAGGAGGUGAACCCAGAGCUAAGAUACAUGGGGAAAAUUCACCAAGAUCAACCGAUUGAGGAGCUUAAGAAGGAUAUCGUGCGGCUUAAAUCCCCCAGCGAAUAUGUUGCGUCCAUGCGCCGCCCCAAGAGAGAUUGAGGAGCAAAAGGCCUUGUUAGAUUUCUGCUGGUAGAGAUAAUGGCAAUUUUGGGGCGACAAUGAAAAGAUUUUCACAUUUGAUCUGCUUCUAUAUUAUAACCUUAUCUGAACUACACUGCAGAAUUAGUUUUCUCUCAAAACUAUCUUUUCAAGAAAGCAUUGCAAGAUGUUCCGAAUCGAAUUUGUACCAAGACCGUUGUUUGUGAUUUGUAAUCGUAA
This is a messenger RNA of Botrytis sinoallii, 2526 nucleotides long. RefSeq lists its product as uncharacterized. The transcript is spliced from 11 exons. The record is from RefSeq and is a predicted model, not a curated record. Lineage: Eukaryota; Fungi; Ascomycota; Leotiomycetes; Helotiales; Sclerotiniaceae. Bases 1 to 2307 code for a protein of 768 amino acids.